AUGAGGCUCCCGUUUCUUGUUGCCACCAGAAGCAUCGGUGCUGUUCACCGCCUGCGACAGAGCCCGUUGCUUCCCUCUCGUCUCUCGGCUCAGUCGAGACUGCAGAGGUUCGCUGCUGUGAGCAGUCAGUGCAAAGAUGAGAAGAGCUACUACAUCACGACCCCCAUCUUCUACGUCAACGCUUCUCCUCACCUGGGACACCUGUAUUCAGCUGUGAUAGCGGACUGCUUUCACCGGUUUAAGCUGCUUCAGGGAUUCAACUCAAAGUUUGCAACAGGCACAGAUGAACACGGCUUGAAAAUCCAACAAGCCGCUGAAGCUGCGGGAAAAGAUCCCCUGACCUUCUGCACUGACGUGUCGCAGCGAUUCAAACAUCUGUUCGACAGCUGUGACGUUUCGUACACGGACUACAUACGAACCACGGAGCAGAGACAUCGUCGGGCUGUGGAGCAUUUCUGGUCGGUGCUCUGGAACAACGGACUCAUCUACAGGGGACAUUAUGAAGGCUGGUACUCGACACAGGACGAAAGUUUCCUCACGCCGUUGCAGGUGGGCGACGCAGUGGACUCGUUGGGGACGCCGAUCAAAGUGUCGCUGGAGAGUGGACACAAGGUGGAGUGGAUGAAAGAAGAGAACUAUGUGUUCCGUCUGUCUGCGUUUCGGUCUCAGCUCCUCAACUGGCUCAGAGGAAAUCCCCGCGUAAUACAGCCUGAAUGUUUCUACCAGGUUGUCCUCCAGUGGCUACAGCAGGACCUCCCGGACCUCUCCGUGUCCCGUCAGAGAAGCCGCCUUCAGUGGGGCAUCUCUGUCCCCAACGAUCCCGAGCAGACCAUCUAUGUGUGGCUGGAUGCUCUGGUGAACUACCUCACUGUGGCUGGAUAUCCAGACACUCACGACCAGUGGUGGAAAGUGGUCCACCACAUUGUUGGAAAGGAUAUCUUAAAAUUUCACGCCAUCUACUGGCCAGCUUUCCUCCUGGGUGCUGGACUACCACUGCCUCAGACAAUAUACGUGCACUCACACUGGACAGCAGAAGGAAAGAAGAUGUCGAAAAGUGUGGGUAAUGUCGUGGAUCCUCUCCAACGCUCGCAGAUGUUCACAACUGACGGUAUGAGGUACUUUCUUCUGCGUCAAGGUGUUCCAGACUCGGACUGUGAUUACACUGAUCACAAAGUAACUAAGCUGCUCAACGCAGAGCUGUGCGACUCUCUGGGUGGUCUGCUUAACCGCUGCACAGCUCCAGGUCUUAAUCCAGCUCAGGUUUACCCAGCUUUCUGUCCUCAGUCCUUCCCAAGAGAGCGGGGAGGCAGAACGGUGUUUGAAGACCACCACAUGUUGGACGCUGUGAAAAAUCUCCCUGCCGUGGUAGAGCGGCACUACGAGAACAUGCAUCUAUACAAAGCUCUGGAGGCCAUUGCUGCCUGUGUGAGGCAAACCAAUGCCUUUGUUCAACGCCAUGCACCCUGGAAGCUGGACAGGGAGGACAGUAAAGACAAGCGCUGGCUGGACACCAUCAUCCACGUCUCCUUUGAAUGCCUGAGGAUUUAUGGGAUCCUCCUGCAGCCAGUGGUGCCAGGGAUUUCAAACAAACUCCUGUCCAGACUUGGGGUGCAACCAGGCGAAAGGAACUGGGCAGCACUGAAUUUCCUGCCACGGCAUCAGGGAAUCGACUGUCCCCUUGAAGGGAGACCACUAGGAUCUGAAUCUGGAGUACUUUUUAGUCGACUGGAAAGUCAAAUACAAAAACCUAACAAAGCAAAAAAAGGCCUACAAAAAUUAACUAAGGCGUGAUUUUAUGUGUAUUCCUUUGGACUGAUUAAACCAGUAAGAAAUAAAA
This is a messenger RNA of Solea senegalensis (Senegalese sole), 1837 nucleotides long. It is a transcript of the gene mars2, whose product is annotated as methionyl-tRNA synthetase 2, mitochondrial. The transcript is spliced from 3 exons. Bases 1 to 1791 code for a protein of 596 amino acids. Gene Ontology annotation, molecular function: ATP binding; methionine-tRNA ligase activity. The record is from RefSeq and is a predicted model, not a curated record. Gene Ontology annotation, biological process: methionyl-tRNA aminoacylation. Lineage: Eukaryota; Metazoa; Chordata; Actinopteri; Pleuronectiformes; Soleidae.